AUGGACAAGGAGAGGAGGUCGCCGAUUUUGCUGGCUGCGCUUAGAGGAGGAUGGAGGACGGUGCAUUCCCUUAUUAGGUUAGGAGCCAAUAUUAAUAUCAAAGAUGUGAACAAAAGGAAUGUUCUCCACUUAGUGGUGAUGAACGGUGGAAGGUUAGAACAAUUUGCAGCAGAAGUAAGUGAGGCCAAAUCGAAGGAGAGCCUCCUUCAGCUAUUGAACGAGAAAGACAUCACCGGGUGUUCGCCUCUACAUUACGCCAGUAGAGAAGGCCACAUCCGGAGUUUGGAGAACCUCAUCAGACUAGGUGCCUGCAUCAACCUAAAAAAUAACAACAACGAAAGUCCCCUGCAUUUCGCUGCGAGGUUUGGGCGCUACAACACCGUGAAGCAGCUAGUCGACUCUGAGAAAGGCACCUUCAUCAUCAACGAGAGCGAUGGAGGAGGGCUCACGCCGCUCCACAUAGCUUCGCAGCAGGGACAUACCAAGGUGGUGAGGCUGUUGCUGGACAGGGGCGCGCUGCUACAUCGCGACCACAACGGGAGAAACCCGCUCCAUCUAGCGGCCAUGAACGGAUACACACAGACGGUGGAGCUGCUGCUUUCCGUCCAUUCGCACUUGCUGGAUCAGACGGACAAGGACGGGAAUACAGCUCUUCACCUGGCCACAAUGGAGAACCAGCCAAACUCCAUAGCUCUUCUGUUGUCGGUCGGAUGUACACUCCUAUAUAACCAAAUGGAAAUGAGUGCAAUCGAUUAUGCUAUCCACUACAAAUUUCCAGAGGCAGCUCUAGCGAUGGUUACUCAUGAAGACAGAGCUCAAGAGGUCAUGAUGCUCAAAUCCAACAAACAUCCCUGUGUAAUCUUAGCCCUUAUAGCCUCUAUGCCAAGGGUAUUCGAAGCUGUCCAGGACAAGUGCAUAACCAAAGCAAAUUGUAAAAAGGACUCAAAAUGUUUUUAUAUCAAGUACAGCUUCCAUUGUCUUCAAUGUCCUUAUUCAUUUACUGAAAAUGAAAAAAAUACAGAUCCAUUACCAGCUCUGAAUGCGAUGGUGAAUCACGGACGUGUAGAAUUGCUAGCUCAUCCUUUGAGCCAAAAAUACCUUCAGAUGAAAUGGAAUUCGUACGGGAAAUAUUUCCACCUGGCUAACAUCACUUUCUAUAGUAUAUUUCUUGCCUUUAUUACUGCAUUCGCUUCGCAGUUGAUGCAACAGAAUAGUCCCGACAAUUAUGUGAACAAUACCAAUCUGACCCAUUCUGAAUACGUCUCUCUCAGCAAAUCUAACAUCCUUAACGUCGAUGUUAGUCGUAUGAUGGUGAUCAACGCCUUGGUGAUAAUAAGCUACAUCGGGGUGAAUUUUUUCAGAGAGUUUUUCCAGCUCUAUCAACAGAAGUUCAUAUAUUUCAUGGAUCCAAUGAAUAUCGUCACGUGGUUCCUCUAUUUUUCGACGCUGGUUAUGGUAUUGCCUAUAUUUGGGGGUGAAGUUUGCGACAUUCAAUUCUCAUUCGCCUCACUAACCGUAUUCCUGAGUUGGUUCAAUUUACUUUUGUUGCUACAGAGGUUCGACCAAGUGGGAAUUUAUGUCGUGAUGUUUCUGGAGAUACUGCAGACGCUCAUCAAGGUGUUGAUGGUGUUUUCCAUAUUGAUUAUAGCGUUUGGCUUGGCAUUCUAUAUCCUACUAUCAAGGGGUGAACAUUUGUCAUUCAAAACGGUACCGAUGUCAUUGAUCAGGACGUUUUCGAUGAUGCUGGGAGAAAUCGAUUUCCUGGGAACAUACGUCAAACCAUAUUAUAUAACAAAUGAAGUGAAACGAUAUUAUAUGACAAAUGAAGAAGAACGAUCAUUUCUGCCUUUUCCGAUACCGGCAUUCCUGAUACUAGGCUUGUUCAUGGUCUUAAUGCCAAUCCUACUGAUGAACUUGCUGAUUGGUUUGGCUGUUGGAGACAUCGAAUCUGUUCGAAGGAAUGCUCAAUUGAAAAGGCUAGCUAUGCAGGUAGUUCUUCAUACAGAAUUGGAAAGAAAAUUGCCUCAAUGCUUGCUUCAGAGAGUUGACAAACCCGAAAUCAUCGAGUACCCUAACGAAAUAAAAUGUAAACUAGGAUUUUUCGAUUCUUUCCUGCGCAAAUGGUUCGGUAGCCCGUUCUCAGAUGAUGGGCCUACGUCAACCGGCAACAAGUUUUACAAGCGUAGAAUUUAUAGAACUGGACUUGAUAUGGUAGUGGACAGCGGAGAAGACUUCAUUGUUUCGCAGUUAGAAAAGACUAAGAGAAAAUUACGGGAUAUUACCAAUACUCUAGAAGUACAACAGCAGUUUCUUCGUCUGAUCGUACAGAAAAUGGAGAUAAAAACUGAGGCUGACGAUGUAGACGAAGGAGUACCUCCAAACCAACUCAUUCCCGCCAAUGGUUAUGCUAGCAAAUGGACAUCACCAAAGAUUAGAAAGAAACUAAAAUCAGUUUUGAACUUUUCGAAUAAACCCAGUCCUUAG
Messenger RNA from Phaedon cochleariae (mustard beetle), 2484 nucleotides. The record is from the annotation of a GenBank genome assembly. Lineage: Eukaryota; Metazoa; Arthropoda; Insecta; Coleoptera; Chrysomelidae.